This is a messenger RNA of Notothenia coriiceps (black rockcod), 530 nucleotides long. RefSeq names its product fibronectin type III domain containing 4a (gene fndc4a). The annotation marks the transcript as partial. NCBI's taxonomy places the organism in Eukaryota, Metazoa, Chordata, Actinopteri, Perciformes, Nototheniidae. Gene Ontology annotation, molecular function: protein binding. Gene Ontology annotation, cellular component: plasma membrane; extracellular region. The record is from RefSeq and is a predicted model, not a curated record. The transcript is spliced from 4 exons.
ACCGGCCACCGGCUCCUGUUAAUGUGUCCGUCAUGCAUCUGCGAGCCGACUCUGCAACUGUAUCCUGGGAAGUUCCAGAGGGAGAUAUAAUAAUCGGCUUUUCGAUCUCACAACAGAGGCAGGAAGGACACGUGCAACGAUUCAUUCGAGAAGUCAACACCACCAGCCGCUCUUGUGUCCUCUGGGACUUGGACGAGGAGACAGACUACAUCAUCCAGGUCCAGUCAAUCGGCCUUUAUGGGGAGAGCCAAGCCAGCAAGAAGGUCCAUUUUCGAACCCUCAAAAAGACAGAUCACUUCCCCUCCAAUGGCUCCAACCAAGAUGACCCCACUGUGCAGGGCCUGGAUAAGUCCCGACAUCUACAAACAGGAGAGAUGAUCAUCAUCGUGGUGGUCCUGGUCAUGUGGGCAGUCCCCCACCCUGAGAUCCUAAGAGGCAUCGCUGCUGGUCGUUCCAAGGUCCAGAUUCAAACACAAAGGAGACAGAGCCUUUGCUGUCAGAGCUCCUGGACGUUUGAACAACCUCCCUGA